Molecule: messenger RNA, 819 nt
Organism: Nicotiana tabacum (common tobacco)
Lineage: Eukaryota; Viridiplantae; Streptophyta; Magnoliopsida; Solanales; Solanaceae
Source: RefSeq, a predicted model, not a curated record
GAUGAAAAAAGAACAAACGGGCUACGGUUAGCCACCAGAGUUAGAUGCAUAUUACGUACUGGUGCUGUAGAAUACAGAUCUCCAUUUCCCUAUAGUUUUGCAGCUUGGAAGUGAGCUGGUGACGGUCAGGUCCAUUAAUUACGAAGAAAAGAAAGUUUUUACUUUGAAUAUUUAUUCUACCUUUUAACAUAGACCGAUAGUCAAUUCCAAGUGAUUCAGAAGUGAAGUUCAAUUACUUCUUCCUAGUUUAAACUUCAUUUGAUUUGAUGCAGAAGCAUUUUUCUUUUUGUGGCAGGAUAGAAAAAACAUGAUAGACAGAAAGAAAAUUAAUGUACAGUAGUGUAUUUUAACUGAAGAUCCAAUGACGUGACUCUUCUAAACCUUCCUUCUCCAUUUUUGUUGGGGCAAUUGCUUAGAAAUUCCCUGAAAGGUGGUUUUCUCCCAUCCCCCAAUCAAUUUCUUCUCUAUAUAUCUUUUAAAAAAAGAAUGGAGGACGGAGAUGAUUGGAUAGCCCGUGAUAAGCUUUACCACGUCCUCUUCUGCUUCUUCAUUGCUAUCAUUACCUCCUUUCUCGCGGAAAGAGCUCGUUACCCUUUCAUCCGCCGGCGGAGCAUCUGGGUCGGAUCCAUUGUCUCACUCGCUGCCGGCGCCGCUAAGGAGGUGGCCGACGAAUUAGGUUAUUUCAGGUCAGCAGGCGCAUCUACCAAGGACGCUGUUGCCGACGUCUUUGUUUGACUGCAGAGUAAAUACCUGCCCCAGCAAGAGCGCCAAGAAUCGGAGCAGUCAGGUAGAUCCAAAUGGCUUUAUAGUUUCCUGCUG